Hydatigera taeniaeformis is the source of this 138-nucleotide messenger RNA. NCBI's taxonomy places the organism in Eukaryota, Metazoa, Platyhelminthes, Cestoda, Cyclophyllidea, Taeniidae. The record is from the annotation of a GenBank genome assembly.
UUGGAGGAGGAGGACGAGGAGGAGGACGACAACGACGAAGAAGAGCAGUGUUGGUGUACCCUCCUCCUCCUCCUCCUCCUCUUCCUUCUUCAUCUCGUUCGUAUCGGUGAAGGACCUCAACUUGUAACCUCAACGUGA